Molecule: messenger RNA, 234 nt
Organism: Akanthomyces muscarius
Lineage: Eukaryota; Fungi; Ascomycota; Sordariomycetes; Hypocreales; Cordycipitaceae
Exons: 2
Coding region: 1-234 (77 amino acids)
Source: RefSeq, a predicted model, not a curated record
AUGGCCGCCAUAGCGCCUCCCACGGGCUCAAGCCCAAUCUCGACUGCGGCAAUUGAUCCAUUUCUCUAUCCAGACAGUCACGGAAUCCUGACUCGAAAUUGGGGCGAAAUCCAGCAGAGGUUCAUCCUGUCGCUUUUUUUUUUUGAACAUCCUUCGCGGAUCUGUAACGUCUCGCACGUGUGGCUGCAGACACUCGAGACCGUACCAUCUAUUUCUGGUACUACCCAGUUAUGA